AUGAAAGCCCCUGAGUCCGAGGCUGCCGAAGAGGUAGCUACCGAGAGCGGCAGCGAGCAAGCCAUAGCCGAGUCCUCGACCGCCGCGCCCGAAGCCGCGCCCGCGCCGGCCAAAGAACCUGAAGACGCUGCGGUCACAGAGGCUGCUGCUGAGGAAAUCGCCACCGAACCAUCAACUGAUAGCCCCGAAACCACAGCGCCAGCCGAAGCCAAAGCCGAGGACGUCAAGCCUGCGAAUGUCGAGCCUGCGACCGCCAAAGCUGACGACAGCGAGGCCACGGAGGCCGAAGCGGCGGUCCGCGGUGAGACCGAUGUUUUCGCCGACUUGCCCAAGCCGCUGCGCCGAGCGCUCGAAGGCCGUGGCUACAAAAAGCCGACAGCGGUGCAACGGGCGGUGCUCGAAAGCGAAGUGCAGGGCCGCGACGUGCAAAUCUCGUCGCAGACCGGUUCCGGCAAGACAGUGGCGUUGGGGCUGUUGAUGGUUCCCGACUUGCUGGCCGAGGAGGGCUACCACGGCGGGACUCAGGCGCUGAUCAUCGCGCCCACCCGCGAGCUCGCGGUGCAGGUCAGCGAAGAACUCACCUGGCUGUUCGCCAAGGUCGGCGGUCUGCGGGUCGAGUCGUUUACCGGUGGCACCGAUAUCCGCCGUGAUCUGCGCCGCUUGGAUCGUCCGCCGCAAGUCGUGGUCGGCACUCCAGGCAGGCUGCUAGAUCAUCUGCGUAGCGGCGCUCUCGAUGGCUCGGGCAUCUCGCAACUGGUGCUCGACGAGGCCGACCAGAUGCUCGACAUGGGCUUCCGCGAGGAACUCGAGGCAAUCCUCGAAGUGACCCCGGAAGAGCGGGCCACCCACUUGGUGUCGGCCACCUUCCCGGCGGCGAUCCGCAAGUUGGCCAAGCGCUAUCAGCGCGACCCGGUGCACAUCGAGGGCACCCGGCUGGGCGAGGCGCAUGAGGACAUCGCCCACAUCGCCCAUGUGAUCUACGACCGCGACCGCUAUCCCGCGCUGGUCAAUCUAUUGUUGAUGACCGGCAGCCAGCGCACCCUGGUGUUCGUCAAGACCCGGGUUGCAGCGGCCUCGGUUGCUGAGCGCCUUGCCAACGAUGGUUUCUCGGCCUUGGCGAUCAGCGGCGAUUUGCAGCAGGCUCAGCGCACCCGCACCCUGGCGGCUUUUCGCGCCGGUAUGGUGAGCGUCUUGGUGGCCACUGACGUCGCGGCGCGGGGACUCGAUAUUCCCGACGUGGCGAUGGUGAUCCACGGCGAUCUGCCCUUCGAUGGCGAGAGCUACACCCACCGUAGUGGCCGCACCGGUCGCGCUGGCAGCAAGGGGCGCAGCGUCAUGUUGGUGCCGGUGCAUCACGUCCGCCGGGCUCGCCGGAUGUUGUACGAGGCCAAGGUCGACGCCGGCUGGAGCGAGUUGCCGAGUGCCGCCAAGAUCAGCAAGAAGAUCCUCAAGCGCUCUCGCCGCGGACUCUACCGAGCGCUGACCGACGGUGGGGCCGGCGCCCGAGGAGCACCUGGCCUACGCCAAGCGCUUGGUCGAAGAUCACGAUCCGGCCCACGUCGUCGCGGUGUUGCGUCGCGUCAGCCCGGGCCGCCGCGCGAGCCCUUCGAUUUGCGGGUGCCGGAGAUGCGCUCGACCAGUUGGCAAGAGCGUGGCCGCCCACGUGGCGGACCGCGCGGCAGCGGCCCCCGGGGUGGUGGCCCGCGUGGAAGUGGCCCGCGGCCACGUUCGGGAUUCGGCGGCCCACGGGGUGGGUUCGGUGGUCCCCGGUCCGGAUUUUCCGGUCCGCGGGGCGGUCCGCGAAUGCCGCGAGGCGGUUCGCCGGGCGGACGCCCGAGGCGGCGAUUUCACCCGCUUCUCGAUCAACUGGGGCUACAGCGAUGGCGCAACGCCAAGCGGCUGCUGGCCUUGAUCUGCCGCCGCGGCGGCAUUACCGGUCGCGAAGUUGGCAUGAUCGAUUCUCGCGCCGAGUCGUCGAGCUUCGAGGUCUCGGCGCGGGUGGCCGGCGAGUUCGAGGGUAACUUCGGCCGUCCCGACAAGCGGGAUCCAGGCUUCAAGAUCCGGCGCGACAAGUAG
This is a messenger RNA of Nerophis lumbriciformis (worm pipefish), 2076 nucleotides long. The record is from RefSeq and is a predicted model, not a curated record. NCBI's taxonomy places the organism in Eukaryota, Metazoa, Chordata, Actinopteri, Syngnathiformes, Syngnathidae.